CAUUUUUCGCAUGUUACUGUUAAGAUUUGGAAAGGAAACCCUAUUUUAAUUUUGUACUUUGCACUCUCACUCAUCUCAUUCUCAACUAACAAGUAACAAACGCUUUUAUUAAUUAAUACUCCAAAUUACUCAUUUUAUCCGUUUACUGAAUCAUAUUCCUUUAAUAGAAUUCUCAGCUGACUGAAACCAUAAACCCUAACGAGCAAGAAAGAGGGUAAGAUGAAUGAGAAUGGAAAAGCAGAAAAUGGUUCUUUCAACAAUCGGCCGGUGGCGCCAGAAGAAUCCGGUGAAGGCUCGCCAUAUGCGCCAGAGAACUGGCCACAGAAAGGGGACAACUGGGGAUGGAGGACGGGGAGGAGGAUCACGCCCGCCGGAUACUUUCAGGAUCGCUACCUGUACUUGCCGGAACGUCUCAACAACCAUUCAGGAUCCGCUCGCAAGCAGCACAUCUUCGCCAGCAAGCUUGCCGUUGAGCGAUACCUCAAAGCUAAUUUCCCCGAAGCUGAUCUCGGUGCCUUCUUCUCUUCCUUCACCUGGAGAAUCCCUGCCGUUCCUUAUCCUUCAACAAACGGCAAUAUGUUGCCUAUAGCUGCUGUGCCUCUUAAGCAGAUCCCAGCUGAACAGUCAGAUUCUGAUACUGAAGCUGUUAGAUGUAAGGCUGGGAAUAAGAAGUGUACUAGCCUAAUAUUGGAAGAAGCAGAAAAAUAUUUGCCAGCCAUGUCGUGCGAUAUUUGCUGUUCUGAGCCUGGUUUUUGCCGUGAUUGUUGCUGCAUUCUUUGUAGCAAAAUGGUUAGUUCGGCUUAUGGUGGAUAUAGUUUCAUCAAGUGCCAAGUAAAGAACGACGAGGGUGUCUGUGGUCAUGUUGCUCACAUGGAAUGUGCUCUUCGAGCACGCUUGGCUGGCACUGUUGGAAGAAGUAUUGGGUUAGAUUCAGAGUACCAUUGCCGAAGGUGUGACGUGAGGACUGAUCUAAUUUCUUAUGUUAAUAAGCUUCUCCAAACGUGUGACACUAUUGAUUCGGACGAUGAAAUUCGGAGAAAGAUUUUGAAUCUUGGUGCUUGUAUCUUACGUGGUUCACAAAAGGCCGAUGCAAAGGAGUUGCUAAGACAUAUUGAAUUAGCCAUCUCAAAGUUGCAUCAGCUCAAGUGUGGGACUAAUCGUGAAGAUACGUGGAUGCCUGAUGACUCUCUUACUGCUUAUUCUACCGGCUUAUCAGAUCAUGACGGUGAUGUAAUGGAAGCUACCGUUCAUGGAAGCCCAUCAAAUGUUAGAACAGGGGAGGAAUCCUAUGAUUGUCUAUCUCAGUCUUUAAAAUUUGAGGCGGAAGUUGAUCAAGUUCUCUAUGCUCUCAAAAAGUCUCAGGAGUUUGAGUACAAAUUAGCAGAAGAGAAACUCCAAUCACACAAGACUUAUUUACAAAAUUUAUAUCAGCAAUUAGACCUCGAAAAGUCUGAAUACGAAGGUAAGAAUUCAUCUAAUUCGUAUCUCUUGUCCCAUGCUAUCAGAAAAAGAAAGGAGCAAAUUGGAGAGGAAGUGGCUAAAUUUGAAGUUCUGAAGAAGAUAGCCAAUGGUUUUGGUAAGACAUCCAAAGAUAUUUUAAAGGAACACUUUGAUGUAGAAAUUACAGAUUAAACUUGUAAAUUUUCUAAUUUGAAUUUUUCUAUUAGUCUUUGUAUCAUUGAGCCACCAAUCUGGCCUUUUUCCGAGUAAAAUCAGGUGGCAUUUGGAUGCUUUGUUAGAUUAGAUCUGUAAUUCAAGUGAUGUUGAAAUAAAACGAUAUACUCUUUUCCUCCAUAAUGUAGCAAUAUCAUUUUCGGUUGAGAUUGUUGAAGCCUAA
This is a messenger RNA of Arachis duranensis, 1837 nucleotides long. RefSeq names its product protein OBERON 1. The record is from RefSeq and is a predicted model, not a curated record. The transcript is spliced from 4 exons. NCBI's taxonomy places the organism in Eukaryota, Viridiplantae, Streptophyta, Magnoliopsida, Fabales, Fabaceae. Bases 220 to 1632 code for a protein of 470 amino acids.